AUGUACCGCAUCAACCAUGGCCGUCAGAAUCAAGGUGUUAGAGACAAAAGAUCCCCUGAAGCUGUUUUGGACAAAGACUCCCGCAAGUGUGGCACCGGAAUACGAGAAAAAACACAGAGAAGACCACCAGAUGCGUCAGAAAUUUAAUCCAAUUUCAUACGACGUAACAAUAAGGGCACAUGGAUACAUGAAGCUGCGUAGGUUUCUACAACAUCAGAGCGGCUGCGAUUGUUGUCAACGCAAAGGUGGCAGCGACCGCGGCUGUUCCGAGGGUUGCAGAGGGCGCCGCCCCGGGAACUCCGGGUGCCGAACCAGAAGGUCCGGGGGUGGAGGACGUUGGAGGGCUAGCAACAGUUGUGGGCGGUGUUGGUGCUCCGGAGGAGGUCGGGGAUGGCGGGGUGGCCGAAGGGGUGGAGGCCGCCGCUACUGUGAGAGUCAUCUUCUGGCCUGCACUACAGUGACCAUUGACGCCGCAGAUGAAGUAUCUGGUGCCCGCUGCAGUGAGUUCCACGGUGGCCGGGCCGGUGGUGUACGUGGCGAUGGGGUUGGACGUAGUGCAGUCGUCGUAGUUCGCCCUCGUCACCUCGAGCACGUCGUGGGCACCGUUGUUGAAGUUGAAAACUGCAGAGGGGCAGGAUCAGGGAGUUUGAUUAGAGUGCUCUGGGGCGCACUAUUAGAGAUUGAGAUGAUGCUAAGAAGCUGAGAGGAAUGAAGGAACGGAGAGACUGAAGAUGCUGCCUACCGAGAGAAUCGCCGACAGCGAAUGUCUGCCUGCUGGCCCAGUCGGUGUAGUAGCUGGGACUGGAUGGGAUGCUCCAUAUCUGGUUGUCCCCUACCUCGAAUGUGGCCGCGAGCGCGCCCGUGGCGGCGUAAACCACGACGAGGAUGAAGAAGGGAAGUGCAGAGGACGAAGAUGAGGUCAUGCUUGUUGGUCGCUGUUGUCUGAGAAGAAAGACUUCUUCGUGUGUUCUGCAGGUCGCCCUUGCCCACAGCCCUCGCAGCCCCCUCCUUCCCCUGAGUCCACACAGACACAGGAUUGCGCAAAGCGGAGAGAAGAAGGGUAGAUGGGAGUUCGUGAGGGGGAGAUGAGGAAUAUAUGCGUGUGCGGGGCUGCUUUUAUAGUGGGAGCCAACGGCAGAGGGAGGCAUUCGGAGAAAAAUAAUAGAUCGAUCGAUUGAGGAGGGCUGACCGAGGAGGAGAGGGGGAACAGAAACAUCGUUGACCGGGAAUAGGAUGCUUCUUCGAUGCCAUGUUCUUCUAGAACCGCCGGAUUUGGGGGAAGUUUUCUUACGUUUUCCUAUACAGAUCGGGUCAAAUCUAAAAUAUACGCGCGGGAGACGCGUGAUGGAGUCCUCGUUCGGCUACGUCGCGCGUAACAAACACUCCAGGGCUGACCAGUUCCAAUAUCCGCCCGGUAAAAGCGACCGGACUCUAUCUCCAUCGUCUCUCACUUCUGUUCUCUACAUCGUCUCUCAUUCUUCUGUUCUCCCCACUUCUCGUGCAUGUGGAUUACCAGCUGCCUUCUGCGAGAAAACGCGGGAGGGAGUUGGUGAAGUGAGUGGACAAAGACGAUGACUGCUGACCUCGUGGCCCUGACCUCCGCCGGAUCGACGGCGUUGAAGCGCGGCCCGUCUGCUUCUCAAAGCGCCGGAGAGGGCUCCUCUUGAAGGCGGAGGGUUUCGCCACGGCCCACCCAGGCUGGCGGGUGGCCGUGCUCGCCUUCUCCGAGUGCGGGCUGAAGUACGUCGCUUCCUACGGCGGAGGGGAAGGGCCCCCCGCCGUCAUCAACUGGGUCUCGGGGAAGGCCGCGGACCGAACCGGGGCUUGCGGGCCGGAGGCUUCGUUGCCUCUGCCGCCGGUCAUCAGGCUCUAUUCCACUUCCCCGACCGUCUUUCUCCCCUUCUCCGUCGUCUCCACGCGCGGCGAUCGCUGGCGGGAAGACUUCGGAUCUCCCAGGCGCCACUGCCGAUCGUGCGGAGCCGGACUUCUUCUCCGUAUUUCAGGAGCGCGAAGCGCUGAACGAGAGAAUGUCCGGGUAGCAUCUUCGCCUCCUCCGCGCAGCAGCAGGCGUCGCUGUGUUGUCCGCCUCGCUUUGAUCUUUCCUCUCCUUCCGCCGACAGCGCCGGUGCCCAGAGCGGCGUGACCGCCGAGUCGCCGUUUCUUGGGGACAUGGAGGAAGAUCCGGCCGGCGCCCCACUCCUCUGAUUGCAUGGAAUGGAAAAUGAACUCUCUGAUUCAGCUCCUCUCGAGCUCCUCUGUUGUGCAAACUCUCACGCAGUGGUGGUACAAAUUCGAGCCUUCAUGUCUGCCCAUCGAGGGUUCUGUUUCAGUGAUCUUUCCUGAAGAUCCCCAGAACCGUCUGCAGCAGCCAAGUAUCCUGCCCGUCGACCAUCCAGACACCGAAAUGUACUUCGAUGAGUUACCAAAGCGCCUGUGUUUGACCCAUCGACGCCACACACCCACUGUUCUUACCCAACGCCGGCAGAUGAACCCGUCUACAAAUCUUGUAAUAUAAUUCCAUUCUAUUUUAUUUUUUCUAAAAUGCGGGCCGAUGGGCUUUAGUCAGGACGUGUGUUUUUGCCUUUUUCUUGAAAUGAUUUCUCAAUUAGUGCAAAUUUUUAGCCUUAAAUGACUUCUCCUCGUGUUUGAGUUGUCUGUGAAGGGUGGAUCAGUUGUAAGACUCUCCAUCUUUUCUCUCGGCUGGAUAGAGACGAGUUGUCUGUCUUUGUGUUGGGAGUUUCCCUUGGAUCAAGUCCCUUCUCUGAAUUACGAAGUAGCCUAAUCUUGGCGAUUAAUAAAAAUCUCAGGUGAGUACACAAGAUCGGAAUGAGCUUCAACACGAUGCAUACUAGAUUGAUUUAGUUAAGUUAGAUUUAAUAUAUUUCGAGAUUUGAUUUUACUCCAUUGUUAGUGUUCAUAAAAAUCCCUUUUCUUCAAUCCUCUAGGUUGGGGCAUCAACCUAGGUUUCUUUCUUCAUUCUAUCUGUUAAUUCAUUAUCAUUCUCAUCUUUCAUCAUUAACUUAAUAGGUAUCUAAUACUUGAGUUCCUGUGGAGAACGAACUGGUAUCAUCCUAACUACAUAAGUUAGAAUCGAGAUCAGGAUUCCUGUACAUUUCUUACAUGAUCAGAUCCAUGAUUUAGGUAUAAAUGUCAGCUUUGUAAAAUCCAUCUGUCAAAUGGCACAUUUGCCAAGGACUUGAGAGCCUUAGAUGUUUAUUUUUAUUAAGUUCAUGAAAUUGUCUUUACUUUUUGAACUAACAAGUUUAAAGUUCUUUUAAGUUGAUCCGGAUAGAAAGAAAUUAAGAGAAGCUAUGGAGUGAGGUAGGAUAUCUUACCUUAUUUUCUUAAUAAUUUCGGAGUUAUAUCAUCAUAUAAUAUAUUGAUUCUGUCUGAAUAUCAUGGUUAGUUAAAGCAGUCAUCACAAUUUCUUUCUUGAAGAAAUUAUGAAUUUGAAUUGUGCUAACUCAAGGUUGAAUUUAUUUUUUGUGAAUUAAUUGUUCUCCUCUUCUAAGUAGAAAUGAAGAGAGAAAAAUCUGUCUACAGAAAUUUUGUUUCAACCUUGGUGUUAAAGUUAAGCAAUUCAAAAAAUUUCUUUAAAAUAAUAUAUUUUUUUACAUUAUUUCAUGCAAGGUCGAUAUACUCAAAAAGCUCCCAUAGUUACUGCUGAAUGUGAAUUAGAAGAAGAAUCGUGUAGUUCUACUAAAGUAGCUGAGAAUACAUUAGUCAUGCAUGAGAAUGAUCAAGGUAGAAUACAUCUUAAAGCUCAUACAGUUUGUCUACAAUAUAGCCCAUUGACCAAAGUGAAUGCACCUCUUAGAUAAGGAGUGAACUUUAGAGUAGUUCUGAAAGAUCUCAAGGCUAGGCAAAAUACCAAGAGGGGGGGUAAAUUGGUAUUUUAAAAAUCUCGGAUUUUCUUCCUAGAUAGUAGAUGUGUCAACACAUGAAUUAACACAGCUGUGCAUGAUUAUCUACGUACAUGAUUACUUUCUCUCUCUUCCAGUGGGUUCUCACUAUGAGACAAGAACUUUUUAUACUGAUUUGCCCCUCACUUGGCUACUUCUAAUCCCGGAGGAUCCUUCUCAUCAGUAUUUCACUAUUUUCCUCGGAAAUACACACUGAAAUUAAUGGGAUCAGCAACCCAAUACCUCAGAUUUGAUCUCCGCAGAGAUCCAGCCCCUUCUGGGCCAAACAGAACUUAUAGCACCUCGUGCCUCUGACCAAAAUCACUCUCCACUCACUACCCAGUUACCUUAGGGCCUGAUGGAGAGCCUCCUUGAAAGAUUCAAGCUUUAUCUUGAUCACCAAUCGUUGAUGAAGAAGGAUGAUGCAGUCUGCUCGUGGUUGAAGCUCAGCAGUAAUGAUUCUUGAUUGUGAGAGAGAUUACUCGUCAUAGAUCGAAGUGGAAUCAUUAUUGUUGAUCUCCCCAGCUUCCUUUACCAGGGCGUCGUCCUCCAACGGAUUUCCGCAUUUUGCUCAAGAGAUAAAAUUGGAAAGUCAGUUCAAAUACUUACCGUUUUCCGGAAUGCGCGGCAACGACCUUUGACUAUUGCGAAUUCAAUAUCUUUCUAUUCUCUGGUCCGUUCGAUUAUAAAUUUGAAUUGGAGAUUCAUCUCUCACAGAAGAACAACUUUCCUGUUGACUCUGUCUUCAGAUUAGAGCGUUAAGCUGGUCGUUUUCUCCACGUAAGCAAGCAGCUGGCGUGUCAUCGUCUAGAUUUCCGGUUCGAGACUCACAAGAGCUCAUUUGAUAUUUCGAAUCUUUUUCUUUUUCUUUUAAUUAUGCACGUGACUAAUAAAUAAUAGCUGCACUUAAAUGGUUAAAUAAUCAUGGAUAAAUGAACUAAAAACAUAACUGUCAUUUACCGAUUAAAUAUUUGUUUUCCAACAAAUAUUUAUCCAUAUAUAUGUGGCGCUUCACCUAUUCAUAAAUUCACUUAAUCUCAAGGUUAGCCCUAAUGUCACAAGAUAAAUAAUAAAUUUAUUUGCAUGAAAUCUGAGGCAUUUAUGAUAAUCUUGUAAACAAUAUCAAACAUGAAUUAUAUAUUUUCUCAUAUAAUUGUAAUAUUAAAACCUAUGCCCAAGGGCAUCAACAAGAUCAUCAUCUAGUGUAAAUGUUACCUCAUUUUCAUGGGAUGAGUCAUGAAGAACCUUAUAAGCACUUAGAAGAAAUUUCUCAAAGUUGUGUGAAAUCUCAAAUUAUCGUAAUGUGUCUAGUGAAGUGGUGAAGAUGAAUGUGUUUUCUUUUACUCUUAAGGACAAAGCUAAAGAUUGGUUUAGAGCUCUAGCUCAAGAGUUAAAUUCAUAGAGUGAAAUGGAAGUAGCUUUCUUAAUUUUUUUUUAUUAUAUUGAUAAAACUAAUGCCAUUGGAAAGGCAAUUAGAGAUUUUGUGUAGGGAGCUCAAGAAUCAUUUUUUGAAACAUGGGAAAGAAUGAAGGAGUAUAAUUGACAGUGCCCCUUCAUGGGAUUUAGAAUUGGUAACUUCUUUAGAUUUUUUAGGAAUGGCUGAAUGACAAAGACUGACAUGUGAUAGAUGCAGCCAGCAAAGGUGCUUUUAUGAAUAAGUAUGAUCAUGAAGCUUUUGACUUGAUUGAAAUGAUUGCAGAAAAUAGUGCACAUCACAUGGCUUUAAACCAAAAUGGACAAGGUCUUGGACCUAGAAGAUAUAUUUAUGACUCGAAAUCAUUUGAGAGAGUUUUACUUUUAGAUAAACUAGAUAAAUUAAUGGAAUGUGUCAAUAAUUUAAUGAAUGGUUCUACAAGUGAUAAUUUAAAUACUGAGCCAUCUCCUAUUGAAUUUGAAUUACCAAUUUGUGCACUUUGCUCUGGUCAUGAACAUGUAGAAUUGAACUUUCCUAGAUAUAAUCAAGCCAUGGCAAUGAAUGAUAGUUUCUGAAAAAAUAAAAAGUUCAAUCAGAAUACAUGGAGCAAUAAGGACCAUAAUAAUAAUGUUAUAAAGGAUGCAGGUAAUUCUUAUUAUUCUGCUCUAAACCAUCAAGAUUUCUCUUCACAUCCAAGGCAACAUUUUCAAAGUCCUAGUUAUGCACAUGCUUAUCAUCAAGGGAGCAUGAAACCAAGGAGUGCAAAAGGAUGAUUCUAUCACUAUUAAUGAGCUCUUGAAGUAAUUGUUGCAGGGGAAGAAAGCUAUGGAAUUAAAACAGCAAUAAAUUAUACAAGAAACGAAGAGAAUGAAGAUCAAAGUUGACAGCCAGCACCAAGAACUCUCAAGGCUAGAGGAAAAAAAAGGUAAAAGGGACAAUUCAAAUUAUAAUGGUUGAGACACAGGUAAAUUUUCCACUCAACCAAUAGUUAAUCCUAAACAUAUGACUAAUUCUUCUUAGCAUCAAAUUCAUCAUGUAGAAUCCAAGGAUAAAGAUUUUGAAACAUUACAUGCUAUUUCAAAAUUAAGGAAUGGAAAAAUUUUACCUGAUCCAUAUAGAGAGAAAAGAGAAGAAAACAAUUUGGAGUAUGAAGAAAAAGAAGAUAAAGAAGAUCAAGGAACUGUAGAUAUAUGUAAGAAGGAGGGUAGAGAGGUAAAUCUCAAAAAUUAUAAAUCUCCAAUUCCUUUUCUUGAAGCCUUACAAAAAUUGAAAAAUAAACCUAAUACCCUUGAUGAUCAUCUCAUGGAUCUUUUCAAAAACAAGUAAAUACUAAUAUUCCUUUUAUUGAUAUUAUUAAGCACAUUUCUUCAUAUGCUAAAUUUUUAAAAGGAUUAUGUAGAGAGUAUAUGAGACAAUAAGUUCUAUAUUAUUUAAUCAUAUUCUUGAAAAGCAUAGAUAUCUCAGAGCACCACUUAUCACUUGUGAGAUUAGAGGUAUGCUUUUUACUAGAUCUUUACUUGAUUUAGGUGCUAGUGUGAAUAUACAACUAAAAAGCUCUUUCUGAUAAAUUUAAAUUCGGUGAUUUACAAUCAAUUAUAGUAGAGUUUCAAUUAGCUGAUGGGUUGAUUAGACAAUCAUAUAGAAUUCUUGAAGAUGUGAUAGUAAAAAUGGAAAGUUGUUAUUUUCAUGUAGAUUUUAUUGUUGCUGAUAUGAAAAUGAAUGAUAAUAUUACUCAUACUCCCAUCAUUUUGGGUAGGCCAUUCUUAACAAUAGCCAAAACUAUAAUGGAUUGGGGGAAGGGAAUGGUAGAAUUAAAAUUUGGGCAUAAAAAAGUUGAAAUAAAAAUUUCUAAGUUGAUAAAAUAUUUUGAGAAUUUCAUUGAAGAUUGUAAUCAUAUUGAUUUAUCUGAUGAAUUUGUUGAUGAUAAUAUUCUUUGUAUGACUUCUAUUCUUGAUCCUCCACAAUUUUUAAUUGAAAAAAAUAUUUUACCUAGUGAUGAAGAAAAACAUUAA
Molecule: messenger RNA, 7328 nt
Organism: Spirodela intermedia
Lineage: Eukaryota; Viridiplantae; Streptophyta; Magnoliopsida; Alismatales; Araceae
Source: the annotation of a GenBank genome assembly